UGUGAGAGCAACAGGAAACAUGAGCCCAGCCCUAGUGUCGGAAGAGUUAGCUCAUGUUCCUGCAAAAACAAUUAGAGCGAAACGGAAUUCGGGUCCUAUCGAUUUACAUUAUCUUUGUUUCGUAACUCUAUCUACCUACCUAUGUUGUAAACAAUACUUAGGUACAAUAAAAAUGGCGAACGUGAAGCAUUUUUGAUUUCUGACUAAUUUUAACAAUGCAUAAAAUUAUAUAAUUCUCUGAAUUUAAAUGAAACUUUCCACGUCAGCUCUUUAAUUUUAAUGCUAUACAUAUAACUCUAGUGAAUCAUUAUUUGACGAGUCUUGUUUAUUAGAAUUGCUCUUCAGUUAAGAAAUUAUGUUUUAUAAAUUCAUAAUAGUUUUAAUAGUGAUUUCAUUGAAACUAAGGACUUCAAAUGGACAUAACACAAAGAACUUAGCAUGGAAUGGAGGGCCAGUGAAUCUACAGUGUGAGUUCGGCCCGGAUUUGUGGACUAAUGGAUACGUGAAGGAAAACGUGAUUGCAGUGAAGGCGUUACAGUUUCAAGAUAAUAUUUAUGUCAUCACACCGAGAAUGAAACAAGAUGUUCUGGCGACACUUUGGUUGAUUAUUCGAGACAAAAAUGGCGUGGAACUCCAACCUUAUCCUGAGCUCCGAGAUCACAAGCUAACUGACUGCAAUGCUAUACAAAAUGCUGUUGAUUUCUAUUUGGACCAUCUUGGAAAACUGUGGAUCCUAGACACAGGAGUCAUCGAUACGCUUGCAAAUCCAAAAUGCACAUGUCCGCCAAAAGUCGUCGUCAUCAAUUUACUCUUUGGAAAGUUGGUAAAACGCAUCGACAUCAGUUCUUCUCUUUUGGAAGCAAACUCCUUGCUGCAAACCAUUGUCGUUGAAUACGAUUUAGGUGGAAACACUUUCAUAUAUGCCUCAGAUGCAUCAAGAGGAGCAAUUCUUGUGCACGACAUGUCAUCAGGUGCUGGAUGGUCAGUGAUUGCCUGUGGUCCCGCCAAUGGCCUGCAGAUUUCACUGGUGAAGCGGGUGGCACACACAGUCUUAAUCGUAGUCAGGUUGCACCACCCUGGCAUCGUUGAGCUCGACACUACUGCUUUGCGAAGAAGAGACUCCAUUGCUCCACUUACAGUUUUUGGUGAGCAUAGCAAACCAGUAGUGCUGUUGGGUGCAGAAGGUUACUACGUAUAUCUCCGUCACAUUGAGUGCUCAGAUGUACUAGUGUGGAACACACGGGACCCGUACAACGCAUCCCGUCUGGACAACAUACACUCAGCCGGCCCUCGACUGGCUACUACAUCAGUAGCCGGUGACCCACUGAAACCUGUGUUACUGAUCCUUGAUUCAGACUAUCUAACUACGCUUCGAGGGAAUACACCAACAUAUCAUAAAAUUACUUUCGUAAAUAAAAAAUUGCAUUGAAAUAAAAAAGUUAUAAAGUGAAUUAUC
Molecule: messenger RNA, 1456 nt
Organism: Spodoptera frugiperda (fall armyworm)
Lineage: Eukaryota; Metazoa; Arthropoda; Insecta; Lepidoptera; Noctuidae
Exons: 5
Coding region: 356-1429 (357 amino acids)
Cellular component (GO): extracellular region
Source: RefSeq, a predicted model, not a curated record